UGUGCGUCCACUUUUAACGCUCGCUUCAAAUACGCGCUAAGCGAGUUCUUCGCGGCAUCGGGACGACGGAUUCGUGUGUGCGCGAAGUGUGGUGAUUAAAACAUUUAGAAAGAUGCAGCAAAUUAAGAUGUCUUCUGUUUUCUUGGCAUGCCUCCUGUUAAUCUUCUUGGCAGGAGUUGAAGCAAAAGAAAAACAAAUUAAAUUAGAAGACAUCGAACGCGAUAAUUUAGCUGCCGAACGUCAUGCGAAAUCUGCCAAGCAGCAAUCAAGUAUUCAAGGUCAUCAAGGACAUUUGCAUUUGAAUCAACAGCAAAUAAGUUAUCAACAGGGACAUAAUGUUCCGCAAGGAAAUUAUUAUCUACCCAAUUUGGUUAAAACCCAUAGUUAUCAAAAUCAUCCGAUUCAACAUCAACGUUAUCAACAUUAUCAACAAGCUCAACAAAUACCUGUUCAAAAGACACCUACGUCACCAAGAAUGCAAUAUGGAUUCGUACCAUUAAAAUCACAAACAUACCAACAGUAUAAUCAACAUCAACAUCAACCAGUUGAACAACAAAGUCCACAAGUUCAAUAUCAAUAUGUUACUCCAAGUCACACUCAUACACAAGCGUACCUUCCACCUAUAACUCCUGGUAGACAUUCUUCAGGUAAUACUCAAGAAAGUUUGUCACCACCAAGAGUACAAUAUGCUGUACAUCAACCAGAGGAAACUCCCCCACCAUCGCCUUCUCAUCAAAGAUAUGCGGUACCAAUCCAGACUCAAGCAUACCAGCAGUAUAUUCAAGGUCAAACGGGUCAUACUGGUCAUACAGGACAAACACAAAUUCAGUAUGUGCCUGAAAGUCAAGUUCAAUACUAUCAACAACAACCACAACCACAACCUCACCAACAUCCCCAAAUACAAUACGUUGUUGAUAAUUCAAUUCAACAACCAGAUCCUCAACAUACCCCCCAAGAAGAACAAAAAUACUACCAGCAACUUGUCUAUCUGCAACCUUAUCAGACACCAUCAGCCUCUAGCAAUAUUCAUAGUGUUUCCGAUACAAAAGGUAAUGUGCAAUAUGUAAUGUACAUACCUUCAGGUGCUGCUCCUGCUGCCACCUAUGCUACUGAUACUGUCCUUGCAUAUCCUACUAACCAAGAAACACAAUAUGUCUACCAGCCUGUUUUGGAUGAAUCUCAUGUUCCGAAUAUUCCUAAUGAAUCUACAGUAACUACAAAAUCACAAGGUGUAGUACCACACACACAAUCACCAUCUAAUUCAGGUGCUGCUGGCUUAUUGCAAUAUGACACUAUCAAAGGUCCAAAAAGAUUUGAACGCCCUGUAUUCAAACAUCAACCAACUUCUCUGCUAGAUUCAUAUGUGCCUUCUUAUUUGCAAUAUCAAUAUUAUAAACAACAGCAAGCCGAAACUGUAAACGCCAUCAAGCAAUCCCUGAAAUUAUCAACAAGCGAUGUUGGUAAAACUGACGUUGUUAAAACUUACAAAGGUGAAACAAGUAAUUAUUAAAAGUAUUAAAUUGACCUUUCAAUUUAUUUGAAUUAGUGUGAGUAUUAUUAAAGUCCAAAAAAUAAGUGGAAGAUGAUGCAGAUGUUGAUCUUGAUGUUGAAAGUAUGUACAUAUGCAAUAAUUUUAUGUUAAUCAACUGCCAAUUGUAUUUUAUAGACAUUAGGUAAACGUAUUCAUAGUUGAUAAGUUGAUUGUUAAGUAUUUGAGUGGAAAUCUCGAAAAAGUUUCAAACUUCAAGAAUUUUUCAAAACAUUAUGAAUGUUGUAAACAUUUUGGCCAGUUUUUUUACCAUUAGUGAUGUAUGUUGUCAUGAGUAUGACAUUUAAUUAUCUUUUUACAUCAUUAACUUACAUAUUGUGUUAUUUUUUAUAAGUAUUACGAAGUGAUUUGUUAAAUAAACGUGUUUUUUGUAAUAAAACUUAUUUGAAACAAUA
Messenger RNA from Dalotia coriaria, 1944 nucleotides. RefSeq names its product putative mediator of RNA polymerase II transcription subunit 26. The coding region runs from base 113 to 1510 and encodes 465 amino acids. The transcript has 2 exons. NCBI's taxonomy places the organism in Eukaryota, Metazoa, Arthropoda, Insecta, Coleoptera, Staphylinidae. The record is from RefSeq and is a predicted model, not a curated record.